AUGAAGAUGAUCCGUUUCAUUCUGCUGCUCGCGGCUGCGGCCUUGGCCGUAGCUCAGAAGGACCCCCACUAUGCCUCGGGGCGUUCAACAAUGGUACAUCUCUUCGAAUGGAAGUGGGAUGAUAUCGCUGCCGAAUGUGAAAGGUUCCUUGGACCUAGAGGAUUUGGUGGGAUCCAGAUUUCGCCACCCAACGAAAAUUUGGUAAUUUGGUCACAGAAUCGUCCAUGGUGGGAGAGGUAUCAACCGAUUUCCUAUAAAUUGGUUACCCGUUCUGGAAAUGAGCAGCAGUUUGCCAACAUGGUUCAGCGAUGUAACAAUGCAGGUGUAAGAAUCUAUGUGGACGCCAUCAUUAACCACAUGACGGGUACCUGGGGUGAGAAUGUGGGCACAGGUGGCAGCACUGCUAACUUUAAUGAGUGGCAUUAUCCUGGUGUGCCUUAUGGAAGCAACGACUUCAAUUGGCCGCAUUGCGUCAUUUCUGGCAAUGAUUAUGGCUGCUGUCCCGACAGAGUCCGCAACUGUGAACUUUCCGGGUUAAAGGAUUUAAAUCAGGGUUCCGAAUAUGUUCGAACCCAGAUUGUCAACUACAUGAACCAUCUCAUCAAUUUGGGUGUUGCUGGAUUUAGAAUUGACGCUGCAAAACACAUGUGGCCCGGAGACCUUAGUGUUAUCUACAACAGGUUAAACAACCUAAACACCAACCAUGGUUUCCCAUCUGGUGCUCGUCCGUACAUAUACCAAGAAGUCAUCGAUCUUGGUGGUGAAGCUAUUCGCAGAGAAGAGUACACACCACUUGCUGCAGUUACAGAGUUUAAAUUUGGAAUGGAAUUGAGUCGAGCUUUCCAAGGAAAUAAUCAGCUCAGAUGGUUAACCAACUGGGGUCCUGCUUGGGGUCUUCUUGAAAGUGGUGACGCACUUACCUUUAUCGAUAACCACGAUAACCAAAGAGGACACGGAGCAGGGGGAAAUAUUCUUACUUAUAAACAAUCUAAACGGUAUAAAGGAGCUAUUGCUUUCAUGUUGGCACAUCCAUAUGGGCAGCCUCAAUUGAUGAGCAGCUAUGACUUCUGGGACACUGAGGCUGGACCACCAAUGGAUAGCUCGGGUAACAUUGUAUCCCCAUCUAUUAAUUCUGACGGCACAUGCGGCAACGGUUGGAUUUGUGAACACCGAUGGCGCCAGAUUUUCCAGAUGGUUGCGUUCAGAAAUGUAGCUGGCAAUACCGGUGUCAACGACUGGUGGGAUAACGGUAGUAACCAAAUUGCUUUCUGCCGCGGUGGCCAAGCUUUCAUUGCUUUCAACAACGACAACUGGGAUCUGAACCAAAACUUACAGACCUGCCUGCCAGCUGGUUCAUACUGUGACGUGAUAUCUGGUGAGAAGACGAACAACCAAUGUACUGGCAAAACCAUCAAUGUUGGUAGCGAUGGCCGUGCUAACAUCUACAUUGGUGCUAACGAGUACGACAUGGUUCUUGCCAUACACCGCGGUAGUGAGUCGAGGCUAUAA
This is a messenger RNA of Parnassius apollo (apollo), 1509 nucleotides long. NCBI's taxonomy places the organism in Eukaryota, Metazoa, Arthropoda, Insecta, Lepidoptera, Papilionidae. The record is from the annotation of a GenBank genome assembly.